Messenger RNA from Protopolystoma xenopodis, 228 nucleotides. Lineage: Eukaryota; Metazoa; Platyhelminthes; Monogenea; Polystomatidea; Polystomatidae. The record is from the annotation of a GenBank genome assembly.
CCUCUCCUGGCAGACCCAUUUAUCGGGCAUCCUGAACUGCCUCGCGACGAGGUUGACUUUGGUCGUCUUCACGGUCUGGAUUCAAGUCUUUGGGAACUGAUCCCUUUGCAGUUCCACUAUAGACCUGAGGUGCGCAUUCUGGCUCUGCAGAUUCGCCAGCAUCUCUAUCCUGAAAGCAUUGAUACGUCACCCAUUUGGCAACACAUCGUGGCCGAAAAAGAGGUAUGA